GACACAUAAAAGCAUCGGGAAACUCACAUGCUAUGCAUGUGAGUUAUUUUUUUCGCAAUUUUGAAACUUUUAAUGAAAAUAUUAGCGGGUUGCAAUUUUCCCCAAAUUUCCCAAUUAAACCGCCCACGACUAUAUUCUGCUCAAUUGCGCUGCUCAUCUCCUCUAAACCCACGACUCCUUCAUCAGCGACAAAUUUUCGCAAUUUUGCUUGCUAAUCUUCAAGGAAUUUGGGGGUUUUUUGCUCGUCACUUUCAAUAAUUUCAGGUGUCAACUUACAAUUUGCUAUACAAUAUUGUUGCUAGGUAUAUAUCUAUCAUUUUUGGUACCCUAAUAUCUCACAAUUCUCUAAAUUUCAUUAAUAUUGGGAAUUCUUUGCAUGUCUUCGAUUUUGAGUUAGGGUAGAACAAGAAUCGAUCUCUUAUUGCGAGAUUGGUGAUAGUUUUGAUUCUUUAUUCAAUUGCUCAAAUGCUCACUAGACUGCUAGAAUUACAGAUUGGACAGAGUAGCUUGAAACGCACAAUUACUUUUGCGGCAAAAGAAGGUAAAAGAUGACUUAUCGAAGCAAGAGAGCAAGGAAAAUACUUGCUGCCACAGCUAAGUCAAAUGCUACUGAAGUUGUUUCACAACCUACCAAAAAACAAGCUACUAAGUCACCACAGAAUGAGGUACUUAAGGAUGACAAAUGGGGACCUUUUUCUCCACCCAUUACCACUACAACGUCUGACCAACAACCACCUAAUAGUUUAGGAUCCAUUUGGAAAAACCCUCCUGGUUCAACAUCGAGUUCAGUCAAAGAGGCAGCUACAUCAGGUUAUCAGAAUAAAUACCCAGCAAAAGUCCCACCUAAUAUCCCACCUAAUAUUCCACAAUCAAGUAGACCAAACUCAUCAUUGAACUCCCUUUCUACUUCUCAUAAACCUCCCGAGCAAGCUGUGAGACGAGGAAUUCAGAACCUUGAGACUGGUGCUGUUAAAACUUCAGCAACAACUCUACAGAAUAAUCAAGAACAAAAAAAAGGUGGAAAAGAAUCAGAAAAGAUCUCGAAACAAUCUAAGUCUUUACGACCAAAAGCACUUCCGGAUUGGCCUCUAGACAUAGAUUUUGACGACAAGGAGGAGGUUCUAACCAUAGAUGCCAAUGGUAAUACUACAUUAGUAAGUGGUAUAAUUUUGCCAAUUGACGUUUGGAGUAAUAAUGGCGUCCAAUACUAUGUUGAGUUCAAUGAUCUAUGCCAGCCAAUUAGGAAAGGUGGACAUGUUUUGGUUAAAUUCAUUAGUAUGAUUGCAAAGAUGGAAAGUCGAUGUCCAGUUGGGGAGAAAGAUUGGCAUGCAAUCGACAAGCAUUUCAAAGGGAAGAUAGUUAAAGAUAUAAGAGAACACUUUGUGAUUCCUCCUGGUGAGGAAUAUGACAACCAAGCUCUUAAGCGUGCUAAUAAAUGUUGGAGGCAGUACAAGUAUUCUCUGAAACUGCUAUAUUACAAGCCAAAACAGAAGACAUUAGAUCAAAUUUGCAAUGAUGUGCCACAUGGAAUUACUAGUAGUAAUUGGGUAAAGUUGGUGAAAUAUUGGGAUUCGGAUAGAGGGAAAGAUAUGUCAGAAUGCGGUAAAAAAGCACGAGCCUCCCAAAAUCAGUUUCAUAGAUCUGGCUCUAAAAGUUUUGCAAACCGACAAGCUGAUUAUGUAUGGAAUAUAUAUGUCAUUUUAUAAUUACCUUGGAUGGUAUUAAGAGCAUGUCUUUUUAUAUGCGGUUGAUAUUGUUGGCUUUUCAUAUUAAAGCUCCUAUUGCUUUAUUGUUUAUAAGAAGAUGAACAUGGACAGAAAAUGAGCUUGUUAGAGCUGUGGAUUAAAACCCAUACGGGAUGAUGUUAAAGCUAAGGUUGAAGAGCUGAGGAUGAUACACCCUAAGAUGUCUGAACAAGAGCUCGAAGAUGAAGCAUUUUAGCAAACUAUGUAUGGAAUUGAGAUUCCCGAUCUUCCUGUGGGUUACGGACUAGGGGUUAAAAAGGGGGACAUUUUCGGAGUACGUGGUGUGUUAAGGAAGGAAGGUUAUGGAAAAGUUCAAAAGAGGACUAUUGUGAUGGAUAAUGUUAAAGAAGAAGUGAAUGCUUUGCACAAAAAAAUGCUACACUAUCUCAAGAAAAUGAAAAGCUGAAAGACUCAGUCGGACACAACAAUCUUCUUCUUAGAGCGCUUGUUGGACAAUUUUCUCAGAUUGUAGGUGUCGUUCGUCAAGGGAAUGCAUCUCCGGAUCUUUUAAACAAAGCAUCUGAAUUCUUAGGAAAGACAAAGCAUCAGAUUGGAAAAGACAAUGUAGGUGCAACAAGAGAAUAGGCCGAGACACUUGAGCAUCAACAAACGACUAUAUCGUCUAUAAGGCCAUCAUCUAUCUAUUUUGGGUUUUAGUCUUACAUUAGUGAUGUAUUUAUUUAGGGACAAGCUACUAUAAUAUGCGAUGUUUUUUUUUUAAAAUAAUUGUGUUGAUGUUUUCUUUUAUAAAUUUGAUAAUUAACUA
Chenopodium quinoa (quinoa) is the source of this 2511-nucleotide messenger RNA. RefSeq lists its product as uncharacterized. NCBI's taxonomy places the organism in Eukaryota, Viridiplantae, Streptophyta, Magnoliopsida, Caryophyllales, Amaranthaceae. The record is from RefSeq and is a predicted model, not a curated record. Bases 549 to 1706 code for a protein of 385 amino acids. The transcript is spliced from 9 exons.